Bombus terrestris (buff-tailed bumblebee) is the source of this 3598-nucleotide messenger RNA. RefSeq names its product ribonuclease P protein subunit p40. Bases 235 to 1317 code for a protein of 360 amino acids. NCBI's taxonomy places the organism in Eukaryota, Metazoa, Arthropoda, Insecta, Hymenoptera, Apidae. Gene Ontology annotation, molecular function: ribonuclease P activity; ribonuclease MRP activity. The transcript is spliced from 7 exons. Gene Ontology annotation, biological process: endonucleolytic cleavage in ITS1 to separate SSU-rRNA from 5.8S rRNA and LSU-rRNA from tricistronic rRNA transcript (SSU-rRNA, 5.8S rRNA, LSU-rRNA); tRNA 3'-end processing; tRNA 5'-leader removal. The record is from RefSeq and is a predicted model, not a curated record. Gene Ontology annotation, cellular component: ribonuclease MRP complex; multimeric ribonuclease P complex.
GACAAUUGAGGGCCUUGACUGUAAAGUAACAAAUGCUAAAUCUUGUAGCAGUUCAUUAGAAUUAUUGCGGGUCCGAAUAAUACUCAUGGUUAUACAGAUGGCGACCAUCUUGACCGAGAGAUGGAUUACGGUUUACGGUAAUAUUUCAACAUUAUAUGCAUCGCAUAAUAAAAAAUUCAUCGUGACGCCACGGGCAACCCCUGUAAAACUAGCGUGCCAUUUAACGUGUUAAAAAUGCUUAGUCCAGAAGUAUGGAACUUUAAACCACCUCAACAUCAUUUUUCUACCGAAAAAAGAAAUUACAAGAAAACUGAUGUGCCAGAUGUAGUCAAAUUACAUUAUUUUAACCAUUCCGUAUCUUUGAUACUUCCUGAUGCAGCCAGAAUUCCGGAUGAAUUGCGAACUUGUCUUUCGGAAGACAGCGAUUAUUAUCGAGUUAAUGGGCUGAAUGUAUUUGAAUUAAUAAACAAAGAAUUCAUCGAAGCAUUCGUUAAGAAAGGACAGUUGACACUUUUAACAAUAGGAAAUAGAAUAGAUGUAGAUAAUUCAGUUGCUGUUACACCAACUGGGCAUUUAAUAUUAUCUUUAUUAACAGAAGAUUUUCAAAAACUUGGUUUAGAAGGCAAAGCUUCCUUCUUUGAUCGUAAAGUGCAGACACGUUAUGUUGUAACUAUUGAUUUAAAGUCUGAGAAUUUCACACCUGGUAAGAAGAAUUAUGAACAUGUUCAAACAUCACUAAAGGAGCGUCUUAAUACAAAAUUUGAUGUUAUUGUGUCAUGGAAUCCACCAGAUGAAAAUUUAUGUCCUUCAUCUGUGGCAGCAUGGUUCCAUAAAUGCAAAUACAGUGUAUCUCUUUGUCAACAAACGUUUUUACAAAGAAUUGAAUAUUCUUUACCAAUACCGAUAAUUUCGAAUGAAUUUGAUAAUGACAAAUUUUUUGAAUGGCUUGGAGUUUUUAGUAUCUGUGGUAACUUAGAGAGUAAUAUAGAGAAUAAUUAUGUAAACACAUAUAAAUAUCCAUUGCCAGUUAUAAAUGUUGGUCAAGUAUGGUAUCUACAAUGGACUGGUUUCUUCACAACAAAACAAAUUGAAACUUUCUACAGUAUUGUGGAAGAGUAUGUAUUAAUGAAAAACAGUUUACCUUGGGUUGCUUUACAUGUCCAAGGAUUUUUAGAUAGCCCUGUUAGUUGGGGUUUAAAAGAACAUACAUUUUAUACAGAUGGUGACAAUAGCUACACUAUUGUAUUUAGACCAGGUGCUCAUUCUAUUAUACGCAAAAGUUUAAGCUCAAAUAAUAAACCAAGGAUCUUUCAAUAAUUGUAAAUUUUAUUAUAAUUGAUGACAAGUAUUUCUUUGUAAGAAGAAGAAUUAAAAUAUAUUAUUGAUAAUCCAUACUUCCACUUAUUAUGAUAUAUAGAAUAAUAAAUGCUUGGGAGUAAGACUACUUUUUAACACAUGUAACAUUGUUUUACACCAAUAGUUCAAUAUCUAAAUUUCCAAUAUUUAAAAUAAAGGAAUGUGUAUCUGAUAGUUAAGUAAAGAAUACAAUUUUAUAUACUAUCUUGAUAUAAAAUAGAUUUUUAUAAAUUAUUAACUCGGGCUAUGGGGUUUUACAAUUUUUUGUUUCUUUUGCUGCUGCCUAUCAAUUUUUUGCUAUUAAAUGUUAUGCAACAGAAGCAUAUGUGUAGUACCGUAUUAUUACUAAAACUAUUUUUUCAUUUGUAGCAUAAUAGCAUUAUAAUAUUGCACAUGCUAAAAUAUAUAGUGAACAAAAUUAUCACAUUAAUUGUAUCAAUUAUUUUAUAAAGAUACAAAGCUAGAAAUCAGUCUGAACUAAAUAUUUUCAUUCAUAAAUUAAAUUAAUUUAUAAAAAAUAAAAUUUUUUAAAAAUAAAAUAUUACAUUAUGAGAUCAAAAUAAUUUAUCACGUACACAGUUUUUAAAGCUUUUUAAGAUUUGUCCAUGAAUAAAUACGUAUAUAAUAAACUAUUUAAAAGUUGCUACAGAUGUUAAUUUUGUUGGUUCAAUCGUGCAUAGUGCAUCACCUAAAAUGAGAAGAGUUAAUUAUGCCUUAAUUACCAUAAUAAUUAAAAUUAGUUCCAUUAAAUUCAUUGAAAUGUACCUAAUCAAACAAAGUAACUAUUACAUUAUUAACGUAUAAUUUUAUAUAAUAUUGACCUUCUAUAUUAGUACGUGUGAACCAUCUGAUUCAGGAAAUUUAACUUUAGAAUUGUAAUAAAGAUCGUCCAUACCAGAACUAACGGACAUACGAGACUUAGAACGUGCCAUAAGUUCACCUAGUUCAUCAAAAUCUUUAUACCUAAAAUAUAAAUAUUAAAAAGGCAUGUGAUGUUAUUAUACUUAAUAUUAUUGGAUUUUGAAUGGAUUUAUACAUAUAUGUAGCUUACCUACUAACUGGACGACUUUGAUUUUCAGACGACUCUGAUGAAUUUUUCAUAAUUGAAAAUCGAUCAUCUGUAUUAAAUGAUGCUACAUUACCUGUUAAAUAUAUAACAUUGAUUCAUUAACACAACAUUUAUUUAAUCAAAUAAGAUAUAAAAAUCAUUUACCCGAUGGAAAGAGCAUUGUAUGCUUUAAGAGAUCACCAUUCAUAAAUGGAGAAAGACUGUCAUCUUCUUCUGGUAAUAAGUGAUUGCUACUAUCAUUAGUUAUAGAUUCUACCAUUUCCAACCAUUGUUGAUUAUGUGAUCUGAACUUUUCUACUGUUAUGCGAGCUGCCCAAUUUUUAUCACACAUCUGAAAGUUCAUGAUACAAAUUUAUUUAUUGUUCUAAAAUAAUAUUACUCAGUAUAUGUAAAAUUAUUUUACAAAUCUACUUACCGCAAUAACAUCUAAACACGCAUCACAUACUUUCCUAAUUGCUGGAUUUUUAUCAUGCAUAAGAUCUAUUAAAUACCCAGGUGCUUCUGCAAGUAACAAAAAUAUUUCAGCAACAAGAAACACGUCAAAUUUUCUAUUUUUAUAUAGGUUUUACCAAUGCUAUGUUUUGAUAACAAAGCAGGAAGUUUGAUUAUUACCAUUACCAGUCUCGCGUAUUAAAUAAUCCCUUGUCGAAUCAUGUUUAGAUAUUUGAUAAAAAACAUAAAUUAUUUGUAAAACCAUUUCAUCAUCCUCUUGUUUUGCUAAAAAAAAAAUGAUUUUUAUUAAAAUAAUAUUAUUGUUUAUACAUAUCUGUAAUAAUAUACAAACCUUUAAGAAGCUCAAUAAGAGAAAGCAAUAUAUCGGCUUUGCACAGUAAACGUGCACAAUCUUCGUCAAAUGCGGCAGUACCCAAAAAUAUUACAAUUUCAAGUACUAAAUCGUCUGGAGCUUUACCUGGAUAAAAUCAAAUGUGUAUAAAUGAAAUAUAGAAUAUUUAAGAAAUCAAUAUUUGAAAAUAAGGUGUUUAUAUAAUUUGAUAUGAAUGUUGAACCUGGAACAAGAUUAUUGCGUAUCCAUGGUAUCAAAUCACAUCGAUGAAGUAUUUGCGAAUAAUCCAAAUCAGGUAAUUCUAAAUUUCCUAAUACACCUAUAACUUCAAGCACAAAAUCUUGAGAAUCUGAUUGAUUUAAGGCCAUAGCAAAAUCACCCACGAAUUC